AUGUGGAAAGAAAUAGAAACCGCGAAAUCUGAAAAUAGGCGAGAGUUAGUGUUAACUGGUGCCGACGUGUUGACGAGGAUCCAAGAAAAAGGUGGACUAGAUGAAUUGAAAAAUGUGUUUUCCCUGAAGCAGCUAAAUUUUUUGGAAAUUAGUUGUGCCGGUCUAAAAUCGUUUCAUGAUAAAAUUGGUGAAUUGACUAAUUUAACAAAUCUGGUUCUACGUAACAACAAAUUUGUUUAUCUGCCAUCAACGCUUGGAUUGUUGUCAAAAUUGAAAUUUUUGGAUGUUUCAAACAACUGUCUGACAUCCUUGCCCAAUGAACUAAGCAAUCUUAAAGAGUUGCAUACACUGAAUGCCAACUGCAACCAACUGACUGAAUUUAUCAACAUAAGUAGUCUAACUAAUUUACAUGAGUUGAAUUUAUCUCACAACUCUUUAACCGAACUGCCUGAGGGUGUGAAUUCACGUGAACUGGGCUCACUUAUGACUUUAACAGCCAAUGAUAACAAAAUAGCUAUGAUUCCCGAUGAUCUAUCUAAGCUUCCUAAUCUGAAAACUUUGGAUCUCUCUAAUAACCUACUAGAUAGUCUUCCUGCUGAAAUGGCUGACUGUGGUAAAUUGAAAGAUUUCAAAUGUACUGGAAAUAAUUUAAAGGACAAACGUUUACUGAAGUUAGUAAACCAAUGCUCCACUAAAGCCAUUCUUGAUUACUUGAAAACACAAAAACAAAAAAAUAAUCCUAAUGCAAAAAAGGAAGACAAAACUAAAAAGACUAACAAAGAAAAAGGUGGAAAAGCUGAACAAGAGGUGGAGGUAAAAAAUUCAAUAAAAAUUCUACAUGUUGACAUCAAUGGCUCUACUUUGGUAAAAAUAAUGCCUCAAGCUUUGAGUGUGAGACCACACAUGGUCUGUUGCAUAGUCAGAAAUUUAAAUUUCUCUAAAUCAAACUCAUCGAUGAAGAGGUUCAUUGCUUUACAGACUAGAUUACAUGAUGAGACCUGUGCGAAAAGACAGCUUGCCACAAUAGCAACACAUGAUCUGGAAAAGAUUAAGUUUCCAUUAAUAUAUGAUGCCAGGGAACCAGUAUCUAUCAAGAUUCAGCCUUUGAACAAAUUGAAAGAAGUGACAGCUAAUGUUUUGGUGAUGCGUCUGAGGAAAGAAGCGGAAGAAUUGAGGAAGGAGAAAAAAAGAAAUACCGUCAGUGGAGUUCAUAAGUACUUGAACUUAUUGAAAGAUCAAUUGUAUCCAUGUGUCCUAGAUGACUCUUCACGUGUUAUUAGUUUUCCUCCCAUUGUCAACAGCAAUGUUUCUAAAGUAACAAAAAGCACCCGUCAUAUUUUCAUUGAAGUUACUGGCUCCCAUAAUUUGGAUGUGUGCAAAAAGGUGAUGGACCAACUAUUGAUCAACCUGAUGAAAAUGGGAAUAGGCCAGGAAGAGGAAGUCAUUAUUGAGAAGGAAGUGGAUUCGAUGACCAAGGAUAUGGAAUCACAUCACAUAACAUCAACUGCCUCAGGGGACGCAAAGAAUGAAAGUGAAGAAAAAGAAUCACCCAGCAGUGAAUGUAAAAUAGAAGAUGAAGGUAAAGAUGAAGACUUUGAAGAUGAUCAUCAGCAGCCAGAUGAUAACUCCCCUAAAAUAUUAAUUGUGGAACAAGUUAAAGUUGUUGAUAAUUUGAAUAAUCUUAAAGUCGUCUAUCCAUCAAGAGUUGAUCUGCAGCCAGAUCAUACAUUUAAAGUUAUCAGGAAUUCCGAAUAA
Helobdella robusta is the source of this 1755-nucleotide messenger RNA. RefSeq lists its product as hypothetical. Lineage: Eukaryota; Metazoa; Annelida; Clitellata; Rhynchobdellida; Glossiphoniidae. Gene Ontology annotation, molecular function: RNA binding; protein binding; phenylalanine-tRNA ligase activity. The record is from RefSeq and is a predicted model, not a curated record. Gene Ontology annotation, biological process: phenylalanyl-tRNA aminoacylation. The transcript is spliced from 5 exons. The coding region runs from base 1 to 1755 and encodes 584 amino acids.